Messenger RNA from Acomys russatus (golden spiny mouse), 1790 nucleotides. RefSeq names its product solute carrier family 30 member 2 (gene Slc30a2). Gene Ontology annotation, molecular function: zinc ion transmembrane transporter activity. Gene Ontology annotation, cellular component: plasma membrane. The record is from RefSeq and is a predicted model, not a curated record. Gene Ontology annotation, biological process: response to zinc ion; zinc ion transmembrane transport. NCBI's taxonomy places the organism in Eukaryota, Metazoa, Chordata, Mammalia, Rodentia, Muridae. The coding region runs from base 1 to 1344 and encodes 447 amino acids. The transcript has 10 exons.
AUGCCAGGGCUGAUCGCAAAGGAGGAUGAAAGUGAGGCAGGGGAGGUGGAAGCCAACAGGUGCCGAUGGUCCAUGACUGAGCUGGACAUUGCGCUUUUGCACACGACGCGCGGCGGGCGGCUUCACACGAGACGGCGAGGGCCGGGGAUAAAGCCGGCGGCGCUGGGCGCAGCGGCCGGACCGGAGCGGAAGGGCGCACUGGGAGAGGCGGCUCUGCAGACCAUGGACAAGCAGAAUCUGCUGGAGAGCACGCGCGGAGCCCGGUCGUACUUAGGAUCUCUGUGGAAGAGUGAGGCUGGCUGGAUCCCUCCAGUGGACUUGCCUGCCGUUGAGCUGGCUGUCCAGAGCAACCAUGAUUGCCAUGCGCAGAAGGAGUCUGGCAGUCACCCUGACCUCAAGAAGCAGAGGGCCUGGCGCAAGCUCUAUGUGGCCUCUGCCAUCUGUCUGGUGUUCAUGAUCGGAGAAAUCAUUGGUGGGUACCUGGCGCACAGCCUGGCCAUCAUGACUGACGCAGCUCACCUGCUCACCGAUUUUGCCAGCAUGCUCAUUAGCCUCUUCCCCCUGUGGGUGUCUUCCCGACCGGCCACCAAGACCAUGAACUUCGGCUGGCAGAGAGCUGAGAUCCUUGGAGCCUUGCUGUCCGUGCUGUCCAUCUGGGUGGUGACUGGGGUGCUCGUGUACCUGGCUGUGCAGCGACUGAUUUCUGGAGAUUAUGAGAUCAAAGGAGAUACCAUGUUGAUCACGUCGGGCUGCGCUGUGGCGGUGAACAUCAUAAUGGGGCUGGCCCUCUAUCAGUCGGGACAUGGGCACAGCCACGGUCAGGGACACAGCCACGGUGACCAUGUCGACAGCAGCCAGCAGCCGAACCCCAGUGUCCGAGCUGCCUUCAUCCAUGUGAUUGGGGACCUUCUGCAGAGUGUGGGCGUCCUGGUCACAGCCUAUAUCAUAUACUUCAAGCCCGAGUACAAGUAUGUGGACCCCAUCUGCACCUUCCUCUUCUCCAUCCUGGUCUUGGGAACAACGUUAACCAUCCUGAGAGAUGUGAUCUUGGUUCUCAUGGAAGGGACUCCCAAAGGUGUGGACUUCACAACCGUGAAAAAUCUCCUGCUGUCCGUGGAUGGGGUGGAAGCCUUACACAGCCUGCACAUCUGGGCGCUGACUGUGGCCCAGCCAGUGCUGUCUGUCCACAUAGCUAUCGCUCAGAAUGCUGAUGGCCAGACUGUGCUGAAGGCGGCCAGGGACCGUCUCCUGGGGAAAUUCAAUUUCCACACCAUGACCAUCCAAAUCGAGUGUUACUCCGAUGACAUGAAAGACUGCCAGCAGUGCCAAGGCCCCUCAGACUGACUGCCAACACAGAGACUAUCCCGUUGGAGGCAUGGCCAGCAUCCAGCCAGGACUCCAGGCUCAAGGCACAGCCUGGUCCACUCCUCAGUGGGACUCCCCUUGGCCUCUAUGAGCCACAGGAUGGGGACAAGAUAGAUGAGGCCCUGCUUCUUUUCCAGGGCUGUGUUUGAGCUGGAUCUUCCACUGAUGGUCAUCCUAAGACUGCAGCUGGAAAGACACGGAGGCACAGAGGGGAACUUUGGGGUGUCCUGUAUGACCCAGCAUCUUUGUGUCUUGAGCAAAAAAAAAAGAAAAAAAAUUGAACAAGAUACAUGUUACUGGGAAGUCAGGGCUCCCUUUCAUAGGCUUGGUCUCGUGGAUAAAAGAACUUUUGAAACGCACUCAGAAGGAAGAUCUGAAGACAUUUUAUUAGAAUUUUGGGAGGACAGCCCACAGGCCAGGCAAGC